CUACCGCCCUGAGCCGCCCGCCAUCUUGGGUGCCCGUAUGCAGUUCAGAGAAGGGGGGAAUGAAAUUGCACAAGCCGGAAGAAAGGAUGAAGGACUGAGUCCUCGGCUGGAGUCUCUUCGAGACUCACUGAGAAAGAACGUGUGUUGGGAAAGAUCCGCAGGGUCCUCCACACAUCUGUAUCCCACCGUGGCUCCCGUCCUAGGGGUGCUGAGACCCCCUGCCUUCCCUGGGAAUGGUACGGUCCGGCAGUGCACCGGGCAAAGCCUUCCGGCGGGGAGAGGCCACUGCGCGUGUGGGCCGGUCCAGUCCGCAGAGAGCGGCGGGAUGGCGCUGCCGGGUGGAAAUAAGGAUAAUAUCAGAGCUGGAUGCAAGAAGUGUGGCUACCCUGGUCAUCUGACAUUUGAAUGUCGAAACUUCCUCCGAGUAGAUCCUCAAAGAGAUAUUGUUUUAGACGUUAGCAGCACUAGCAGUGAGGACAGCGAGGAAGAGGAACUACAGAGAUUACAAGCCAUGCGUGAAAAAAAGAAUCUAAAUGAAGAGGAAGAAAAAAAGAAACAAAAAAGAAAAAGCAAGGAGAAAACAAGAUUAAAAAGACCGAGGAAAAGAUCUUCCUCGUCAAGUUCAGCAGAAGAGGAUGAGCCAAAGUCAAAAAAACAAAAAUCACACAAAAAAGAAAAGGAAAAGGGGAAAAAGCAUAAAUCUAAGAAAGGAAAGCAUCAUAAAAAAGAGAAAAAGAAGAGACGAAAGGAAAAAAGCUCAUCUUCGAACAGUUCAGACAGUUCGAGUAGUGACUGACAUGGUGGUCUACUUUUGCUUUUGAUUCUGCAGAGAAGAUGAUUUUCCUUUCAUAGCAAGUUUAUUUAUGCUUUGCAAUGCUGUUUUAAAAUGGGAUAUAUUUUUUGAGAAAUCUAUUAGCAUACAUCAGUGCAUAAAAUUAUUAGAUGGACCAUUUUAUGAAAAAAAAUCUGCUUUUCUAUUUCAGGUUUAUUAAUACUAUACCAUGCAACUACUUCUUCAUUCUUAUUUUUAAUUCAGCUGUGAUCUUGUGUGAAAUCCUUUAUAGUAGGAUGUGGUGAAUUUCAGUUCACAAGCCUUUGUGUAGAAAGAUAUGGACUUAAAUAUGCUUAAUGUCAGAAUGGUUACAUCAAAUUUGGAAAUUCAAGUGAGAUUUUCUAUUAUCCUUUAAAUAAAUGUAUGUUUUACACAACACU
Motacilla alba alba is the source of this 1212-nucleotide messenger RNA. RefSeq names its product SREK1 interacting protein 1 (gene SREK1IP1). The transcript has 5 exons. The record is from RefSeq and is a predicted model, not a curated record. Bases 38 to 796 code for a protein of 252 amino acids. Gene Ontology annotation, molecular function: zinc ion binding; nucleic acid binding. Lineage: Eukaryota; Metazoa; Chordata; Aves; Passeriformes; Motacillidae.